AUGGUGUCGGUACUUUUUGCAGUUGUCACUGGAAAUGACAAAACCUUACGGGUGUGGGAGCUGAGCUCUGGGACCACGACUCAGGUCUUGCGUGUUCAACAGGGCACCACACACAAGGCAAUUCAACAUCAGGCCUCUGCCCUAAACAGCUCCCGAUGCCAAGAAUUGGCAAAUUACUACUUUGGUUUCAAUAGGUUGUCAAAAAGGAUCAUCAAGAUUCAGCAUCUUUCUGAUGUUGAAGGAACAGAUGAUGAAGAUACUGUGGCACCACUGCAGAAGCAAAGCCUGAAGUUCUGUGCUUUAGACAUGGUAUCGCCAGGCCGUGAGUUCAGGAGUCCUGGAGUUGGUGUGGCUGAGGAGCCCUUAGAUAAGGUAGAGGCAGGGUCUUUAUCAUUGCUUAUGAAAAGGAAGACAAUCCAGAAGCUUGCUAUUCAGAAGGCUAUUUCAGAUGCAUUCCAGAAACUGCUGAUUGUGGUUUUAGGGAAGUUUUUUUUUUUAUUGUCCUUGAAUAAGUACUUGAGUUUCAACGAGCUCUUAUAA
This is a messenger RNA of Manis javanica (Malayan pangolin), 540 nucleotides long. The record is from RefSeq and is a predicted model, not a curated record. NCBI's taxonomy places the organism in Eukaryota, Metazoa, Chordata, Mammalia, Pholidota, Manidae.